This is a messenger RNA of Boleophthalmus pectinirostris (great blue-spotted mudskipper), 1716 nucleotides long. It is a transcript of the gene pars2, whose product is annotated as prolyl-tRNA synthetase 2, mitochondrial. Gene Ontology annotation, molecular function: proline-tRNA ligase activity; ATP binding. Gene Ontology annotation, cellular component: mitochondrion; cytoplasm. The record is from RefSeq and is a predicted model, not a curated record. Lineage: Eukaryota; Metazoa; Chordata; Actinopteri; Gobiiformes; Gobiidae. The transcript has 4 exons. The coding region runs from base 194 to 1651 and encodes 485 amino acids. Gene Ontology annotation, biological process: prolyl-tRNA aminoacylation.
CCCGAUCUGGCAACCCCAGUCAGUGCGAUAGGAAGUGCCCGGUGUGGUCCGUCUGCUUUAUCCGCCUCCUGUCAUGAUGAACUUGUGAGAUCUGCAGAUUAUUUAUGAAAUGUUUUGGAUUUACAGCUAAAAUAUUCCCCAGAAAAAGCAUUACAGUUGUUUUCUCUUCGGUUUAGUGUAGAAGCAAGCCACUAUGGAGCCUGUAGUGCACCAGAUUUGGCCCAGAGUGUGGCAAAGACUCCACAGACCUCUGGCUCUCCUCCGAAAGAACCACUCAGGCUGCACUCACCACUCCUCCUUCGCUCCUUCGCCCUCUCCUCAUCUUUCUCGCCCCCGAUCUCUGCCUCUAGUGUCUCGCCUGUACCAGCCCUCAAACCUGCGCGAUGUAGGACCUGACAGCCGCCUGCAGGGGGAGCAAACCUGUAAGAGUCAGAGGCUCAUGCAGCAGGCAGGACUUGUCUACCCCUCUAACCCAGGCUGCUACUACUACCUCCCUGCCACUGUGCGCGCCAUGGAGAAACUGGUGCGAGUGAUAGACGAGGAGAUGCAGGGGAUCGGAGGGCAGAAGCUGGACAUGCCCAGUCUAUGCUCUGCUGAUCUGUGGAAGACCAGUGACCGCUGGGAGCUGAUGGGGAAGGAGCUGUUUAGGCUGAAGGACCGUCAUGGAUCAGACUACUGCCUGGGCCCCACCCACGAAGAGGCAGUUACAACACUAGUGGCCCAUCAGACCACACUGUCCCACAGACAGCUUCCCCUGCUGCUCUACCAGAUUACCCGUAAAUUCCGAGAUGAACCGAAGCCUAAGUUUGGUCUCCUUCGAGGAAGAGAGUUCUACAUGAAGGACAUGUACUCUUUUGACAUGAGCGAAGAAGCUGCAUAUCAAACUUACGAGUCUGUCUGUGAAGCUUACACCAGACUGUUCACUCGUCUGGGCCUGCGAUGCGUUCAGGUACAAGCCGACACGGGAAACAUCGGAGGAACACUGUCUCACGAAUUUCAGCUUCCUGCAGAUAUUGGAGAAGAUAGGCUUUUGGUGUGCGGUUCCUGCUCCUUCUCUGCUAACGUAGAGACUUUGCCAUUGGACCAAACCAACUGUCCCAAAUGCAAAACAGGAAGUCUAGCGCAAUCAAAAGGAAUAGAAGUUGGUCAUACGUUUUAUUUGGGUAAAAAGUACUCACAAAUGUUCAACGCUGCAUUUAGCAACACCCAAAACAAGGCUACGAUUACAGAAAUGGGUUGCUAUGGUUUAGGAGUGACUCGUAUUCUAGCUGCUGCAAUUGAAGUCCUAUCAACAGAUGACGAGAUUCACUGGCCGGACCUCCUUGCCCCCUACCAAGUGUGCGUGCUGCCACCUAAAAAGGGAAGCAAAGCAGAUGAAGCCUCGAAUAUAGCUGAAGAUAUGGCGUACAGUUUAGGAGAAACCUUACCUAGUUUGAAAGGGGAGGUUGUAAUGGAUGACCGCACUCACAUGACCAUAGGGAAAAGACUAAAAGAUGCUAAGAGACUGGGUUAUCCUUUUGUUAUUGUAGUGGGGCAGGGGGCACUAGAGGAGCAGCCCAAGUUUGAGGUGAUCUGCCAGAAAAGUGGGGAGACAAUGUUUCUCAGUAAAGAUGGACUCUUAGAUCUGCUGCAGAUUGUUGAAACCGUAUAAAUAAUGUAAGUGUGAUGUUGUGUGUACAGGUGAUGGUGAAAAAUAAACAAUAUAUAUUACUUUUA